Messenger RNA from Wallemia ichthyophaga EXF-994, 900 nucleotides. RefSeq names its product Chaperone protein DnaJ. NCBI's taxonomy places the organism in Eukaryota, Fungi, Basidiomycota, Wallemiomycetes, Wallemiales, Wallemiaceae. The transcript is spliced from 2 exons. The coding region runs from base 1 to 900 and encodes 299 amino acids. The record is from RefSeq and is a predicted model, not a curated record.
AUGGAUCUUAUAUUCUACUUCGCACCGCCUAUCAUUGAAUCGUACGCUCUCAGGGCAUUUUACAAGCUCAGACCGGAUGUGAAACCAGCACCAAACCAUCCAUACAGAGCUAGGUGCGCCAUUAUUGGCGCAUACAUUGCUUUCACAUUCAUCAAAAUGGCUUGGGGCUAUCAUCCAAACGUCUUUAAGCUGCUUAAUGUACCAAUCGACGCAGACGAUACGCGUCUAAAUAAGGCAUGGAAGGCUUAUGCGCGUAAAAAUCACCCAGAUCGCGUCGGAUUGAACAAAGACACGACAAUGUUUGUCCAUGCGCGUGAAUCUUAUCAGUUGAUUCAAGAUCCAGUGAGAAGGAUUGCUUAUGAAAGAUUCGGACCAUCAAUAGCGCAAUGGAGGCACUGCAUUACUCUCCAAGACUACAUCAAAAGAGGUCUUCCUGCUGUGUUCAUGUAUUACCUCGCUACAUUUGUCUCAAUGAUGGUUAUGUCGCUCUUCAAUGCGUCUUACAAAUCCACAGCAUAUACUCGGUUUUCUUUAUUCUUCGCAAUGCUGACAACAGAGCUCCACUUGCUCACACGGCCGAUUCCAGGGUUUUUGAGGCUGCUAGGAGUAGCCAAACCUAUGCCGUUUGAGGUUAUAAGUUUCAUGCACACAGUUUGGCUGAUGCUGAACAUUGCGAUUGCACAGCUGGGACCUAUAGCGAGCACAAAAAAGGGCAUACACGGGGAUUCAGCAAGACAACUGAAGCCAUACCUCGACGAUUCGCAGAAACUGACGAUGAAGAGUCUCGAGGAGGUCACGCGUGCACUGGAGAUCAACAUCAAGGCACUUAAGCAAUCUGGACAACCAAAGGAGACAGUGAGAAAGGUCGUAAAAGAGGCUUUCAUAAAUGAUACCAUUUGA